UCCUCUAACUCGACGAUUGGCUAGCAAGUCCUGAUUGCGUUCGGUGCUCGCCUCUCGGUCCUUGCGCUUGCGUAUUACGGCUUCUGCCUGUCGCCUCGGCCCGGAUCGGGAAGUGACAAGCGGGAGUCGGGUUUCCCCGCCUUCGCCGCUACCACCGCUGAACCCGGACCCCUUACCCAGGCCCGAGCCUAGCCGCCAUGACUAACGUGUACUCCUUGGAUGGGAUUCUGGUGUUUGGUUUGCUCUUUGUUUGCACCUGUGCCUACUUCAAGAAAGUACCUCGUCUYAAAACCUGGCUGCUAUCAGAGAAGAAGGGAGUUUGGGGUGUGUUUUACAAAGCUGCUGUGAUUGGAACCAGGCUGCAUGCUGCUGUGGCAAUCGCUUGCAUCRUAAUGGCCUUUUAUGUCUUGUUUGUAAAAUGAAUUACAAAAUACCCAACUCAUCAACUGCCAACCAAGGGGACGGGGGUGAAGAACCUGUUGGAGGCCUGGACCCAGUGUAGGAGAGUUCAGCCAAAAACAUCAAUGUCCCCGAGAUGACAUCACAGCAUCUGCCCCUGCCAUAUGUGAGGAAAACUACUUGUGGUCACRGAUGUUAUUUAUGCUUUAGGGGACUCCAGAAAGCCAACUUCCUUUGAUCUGUGUGUAAAUUGGCUCUCAGCAGUGAACAUAUAAUGUCCAGUUUAAKUAUACCCAUCAAUGAUAAGAUUACAUACCUCCUGCUUUUUAAAAACCUGUCACCUGGGCUGGGGUUGAGCUCAGUGGUACAGUAUUUGCUUAGCAUGUGUGAGGCCCUGGAUUCAAUUCUCAGCACUGCAAAAAAACAAAAAUAACACCAACAUGUCACCUAUUUUGUUCUUCAACCCCUCAUCAGGAUCUUUUCAAACUGAGGCUUAUAGGGAAGGACAUAGGCUGUGUUCAGACCUCUUGAAAGGAGAUAAUUUUCAAGACUUGACUUUUUUUUUAACUGUUUAAUAUGGUUUUGGCAAAUUGGGGAGGGAGGGUACCAGGUGGGAAAAAGAAGUUAUGAAAGGCCAGGAAAUUGCUUGGUUUUAGAAAAUUGUCUUUUAUAUACUUAUUUGGGAACAUGAGAGAGAGGCAUGGCUCUCAUUGCAAAAAGAGAAUAGAUGAAGCAGCUUGGUGUGUGCUGAGAGCUUGAGUUUUGCCAAGAGAAUCUGAGCUCAUAUAAAAAUCCAGGAAUUAACCAUCUGUGAUGAGACUAAAGAGCAGUGAUUAAGACAAGAAAACACUUCCUGUUCACCUGUAUCCCCAAAAGAAGACUUUACUCAAUCAUAUGGUAUAUGAAAAAUGAAUCAGCUGUUGCUAUUUCCUAAGGUUUUUUUAUAUUUUCUAACUUAGUGCUAAAUACUGUUACUCAGUUUUAAAUGCUACCACUAGGGGAAAAAGAAACUGUUGAAGAAAUAAUUGUUUAAUAUAUUUGCAGUUAGAGGAAAAGAUAUAAAUUAGCAUAUUAAUUCUUAUACUAGUGAAUUUAUCUAGUAUAAGAAUUUAUUGUGAUAUUAUAUGGAAGUUUUCUCAUGUUAUAAAAGAUUUAUACUUAGUCUUUGUGUUAGGCAAUUUUUAGUUGACUACCUGUUUUCUUGGCCAACUGCAUUUUCUUUAUAUCACAGUCUUUUUCAUUGUUUCUGGAAAUUAUUUACUGGGGAAACAUGAGAAAUUCAAAUGAGAAUUUGCUGAUAUUCGUUGGCAUGUUUGGACAGUUCAUAGACUCCAUUAGUGAAAUAAGAAUGUUUUCUAAAGUAAAGGAGAAUAGAACUUUACAAUCCAGAGAAAAGAGCUUUUUCAUUGACUAUGGCAAUUCCUGAGCAAAUCUUUUCAGAUGACAACAUUUUCAGGAAAGACUUUUCUGCUCCCUCCUCAUAUAUGCAGAAUCAGCUGUUGAAUUUGUGAAGCUAAAAACUUCUGUAUAUGAAAAAAAGUCUAAAACUAAAUUAUAGUAAGCAAGCAUAGAUAAAGAUCUUCCAGUUGAAUUGUCUAUUACAGCAAAACUUUACUGUGGACAAAGUUAGUUGUGGAUAUCUCCUGUGUGGCAAUAAAUUAAAUUGUCUUUUGUCUGUUUUCUAUAAAAGAUUAAAAGCUGCUAGGAAGUUUAGGUUCUACUAUAUGCAGUUUCAUGCUUUGAGGGAUCCUACAAGCACAAACAUCAUCAAGUAAACACUACAUGUCUAAUCAUCUCAAAGUUGUGGCUGUUAUCUCUUCAGGGAUUGGUCCACAGGGUAAAUUUCAGUUAUUCAUGUUUCCAAUUGUCAUUUCUGGAAUUUUUCAUAUGAGAAAGGAAUAGAAAAGAAAAGUUACAUCUUAUGGUGUGAAUUUGGAAUCUGUUGGUCAUAGGGAAUGUGUCCCUGGGAACAGGUUCAGCAUGUUUUGCACUUGUUAUUUGGUAGCUUUAAUGACUUGUUUUCUAAUAGGGCUAAUGUCUCUAAGUUUGGUGCUUAGAGCUGCUUCAUAUUUUAAACUAGUUCCAUUCCACAUUGUAGUUCAACCAAUUUUUAUAACUGCCUGGGUGGGUCAUCUUGGCCUAGACUCUUUGAGUGGUGAUACUUUGAGAUUUUUCAUUCCAGAAUGUACCAAAAAGUGUACAAGGUAAAGAUAAUUUACAGCAAGAAACAAAUACACAGCCUAUUUCAUUUCUUGAUUUCAUAUAAACAGAAAAACAGAAACUUUAACUCAUUACUUUGGUUGAUAUGUCAAACAUUUUUGGCUAAAAAUUAUAAAAAAAAAAAUUGUUCCUCUGGGGAAGUCUUAGGGGUGGGGGCGUGAGGAGAGCAAUAUUGCCUCAAAUUCAACUUGAUAUCACCAUAAACCCUGUGUACCAGGGUAGAAUGAAGWYRGCUCCUUUUUAUAAUUGAAAUACAGUUUUUUAUUCAUCAAUAUCUGCACAAAUCCUUGAAAAUAAAAUUUC
Molecule: messenger RNA, 2922 nt
Organism: Urocitellus parryii (Arctic ground squirrel)
Lineage: Eukaryota; Metazoa; Chordata; Mammalia; Rodentia; Sciuridae
Gene: Tmem167b
Product: transmembrane protein 167B
Source: RefSeq, a predicted model, not a curated record